CUGGGUCAUGUGCCGCUUCUACAAAGUGAUGGACGCCCUGGAGCCCGCCGACUGGUGCCAGUUCGCCGCCCUGAUCGUGCGCGACCAGACCGAGCUGCGGCUGUGCGAGCGCUCCGGACAGCGCACGGCCAGCGUCCUGUGGCCCUGGAUCAACCGCAACGCCCGCGUGGCCGACCUCGUGAGCAUCCUCACGCACCUGCAGUUGCUCCGCGCUCGGGACAUCAUCACGGCCUGGCACCCUCCCGCCCCUCUUCUGCCCCCCAGCACCAGCACCCUGAGGCCCAGCAGCCCCCCUGCACCCUGUGAGGCUGAGGUCCCCCGCCCCCGGAAGUUGCAGACGUCAGCCUCCACACUCCCCUCCCCAGCUUUUCCAGGCUCCCAGACCCAUUCUGGGGCUGAGCUCGGUCCUGUCCCAAGCCCUGCUGCCCUCCAGCCACCACCACCAUAUCCAGCCCCUUCCUCUACCAAGCCUAACCCAGAGAGCCCAGUGUCCCUCCUGCAGGGGGCCCAGCCCUCUCCAUUCUGCUGGCCCCUCAGCGAGAUCUCCCAGGGCACCCACAACUUCUCAGAGGAGCUGAAGAUCGGGGAGGGUGGCUUCGGGUGUGUGUACCGGGCGGUGAUGAGGAACACGCUGUAUGCUGUGAAGAGGCUGAAGGAGGGGGCCGACCUGGAGUGGACCACAGUGAAGCAGAGCUUCCUGACCGAAGUGGGGCAACUGUCACGGUUUCGUCACCCAAACAUCGUGGACUUCGCUGGCUACUGUGCUCAGAGUGGCUUCUACUGCCUCGUCUAUGGCUUCCUGCCCAAUGGCUCCCUGGAAGACCGCCUGCACUCCCAGGUAGCUGUCCCUGGCCUGGCAUGCUUCCCUGGCCCCACAGCACUCCCAGCACCUGACUGAAGCUCUCAGGCUCUGUGAGUGGGUCCCACCAGCGGGCAGGGCCCAGGCUCAGACUUUGGCCCAAGGUGGGCUGCCGUCUUCCCUGGCACCCUUUCCCGUGGUCCCUCCCCGGCUGUUCCUGCGUGCCUGGGAGCCUGGCUCAAGCUGCCUCUAAAAAGGGGGUUAUCGACUCGGUGCCCCAACUCACGCCCCUUUCUCUGGCAAGCAGACUAGCUGAAGGGUCUUAUCAGCAUGGCCCUCAAGAGUAGGAGGCAGGGCGCCUGGGUGGCUCAGUUGGU
Molecule: messenger RNA, 1176 nt
Organism: Leptonychotes weddellii (Weddell seal)
Lineage: Eukaryota; Metazoa; Chordata; Mammalia; Carnivora; Phocidae
Source: RefSeq, a predicted model, not a curated record